This is a messenger RNA of Galeopterus variegatus (Sunda flying lemur), 1161 nucleotides long. Its product is annotated as RNA-binding protein 43-like. The record is from RefSeq and is a predicted model, not a curated record. Lineage: Eukaryota; Metazoa; Chordata; Mammalia; Dermoptera; Cynocephalidae.
AUGCACCGGCACUUGGUAAGCGCUCCAAAGGCAGAUUGGCUGUUCUCGACGCCCAACCUUAGGAGCUGCCGAAGCUCGCCUUUGGCCUGUGGCUGCCUUCUGAGCGCUGCAGACGGCGCCGGCGAGGGGGGGCCUGGGACGGUGCUGCUGGCUCCUGGCCCUCUGCAGCUCGGCCUGUGGCAGGAGAGCGAGCUCUGCCGCGGCAGACGCCUGGGGAUGAUGCCACAGCUGCAGUUCAAAGAUGCCUUUUGGGUGAGUGGAAACAGCGGGGGGCGUCGAACAAGCCGGGGGGCCCAGCCAGGUGGGAAUUUCCCAUGCCUUUAUGAUAAACUGGUAAAUGCAUCGGUUUCAAAUGUCAAGGAAUCCAAAGCUUCUGAAAAACCAUUUGUAGUUGCUAGUCUCUGGGUUGGCCUUUUUAGUGGUCAAUUAUUGGCCAAAUUAGCAAAGAGUCACUUCCAAGAUAUUAAGAAUGAGAGUGGAGAUGUUGGAGAUGUGAUAUAUCCAACAAAAACUGCAAGAGUUGCAUACGUAAUAUUCAAAGAAAAAAAAAAAAAAGUUGCAGAGAAUGUCAUCAGACAAAAGAAACACCAUCUGGGAGAGAAGGCUGGUUGUGCUCUCGUAGUCUCUCAUUUUAGUAAAAAUUUCUUCAGCUCUCUAAAUGCUAUCCUUGACCUUUCUGUUUUCUGGAGUCAAGUUACUCUAGAAAGUCUGGUAAUAGACUUAAAAAAGAAAAUCCAAACAUUAAGCUUCAGUCCUUUGGAACUCAAUGGAAGAAUCUCCAUGGAAGGACCAUUUCUGGCUAUCGAGAAGCUCAAAGAAUCUUUGCUAUUAAAAUCACUCAGGACAUUAGUACCUGAGACUACUGGGAGUGGAGAAACACUUGUGCUCAACACAGAUAUUUUCCUUUAUCCAAAACAAAAGUGUGGGUUUUAUGAAAGCACACUGAACAAAUUCCAUAUUCUAAAUCACGAGCGAGUGGAUGGUGAAAUCACCACCAUUUGUCUAAAAAAUGCUCAAGUUGGUUCUCAGCCAAACAACGCAAAGCAUGAGAAAGAGUUUCACCUUGAGCUUAGAAAAGAGACAUUUAUUUGGGGACAAAGGAAAAUAGAGAGAAAACAAAUAUUGAAUGAGCAUGUGAAAAACUAUGUUCGAGAUACCUAA